Strongylocentrotus purpuratus (purple sea urchin) is the source of this 2472-nucleotide messenger RNA. RefSeq lists its product as uncharacterized. The coding region runs from base 219 to 635 and encodes 138 amino acids. The record is from RefSeq and is a predicted model, not a curated record. Gene Ontology annotation, molecular function: cytokine activity; phenylpyruvate tautomerase activity. The transcript is spliced from 3 exons. Lineage: Eukaryota; Metazoa; Echinodermata; Echinoidea; Camarodonta; Strongylocentrotidae.
UACGGUAUGACAACACAAGAGCCGUGUUUGCAUGUACAAUGUACGUGCAUUCCCUCACAUACGAGUACUAUAAAUGAUGAGUGAUUUACCCAGUGAUUUUCCAUUCCAUCUUGCGAGAAUAAAUACCAUCGACGAAAGACAAAUUUUCUCACGUAUUCGUUAUAUAUUCGUACGGUAUUUAUAUUUAUACCUGAGUUUUGGUUUAUCUAGAAGUCAUCAUGCCGCUUGCAGUAUUUGUAACGAAUGUUGAUAUGAGCUCGACAAUGGAAGAAUUUGCCACAGGCAUCUCCCACAUACUAUCGGACAGACUGCAUCGGGAAGAGGAGAAAAUAACUGUCAGCAUUCAGCCGAAUCAAUUCAUGUUUCGUGGGGGCUCCACUGACCCUGCCGGGUAUGUCUCAUUGUGUACAUCCCGUGGCUUUGGAGAUGUAGAACACAGAAGAGAUACCUCUCAAAAGGUCUUGGACUUCAUCAAGGAACAACUUAAACUUAAAGAUUCUUCCAGGUUCAUGGUAUACAUGCACACGAUGUCAGCAGAUGAUAUUGGCAUCGAUGGCGGUCUGGUAUCCGAUAGGUUUGGUUGCAUGGGCCAAGGAGGACCGUUUGAUGUCAGAUGGCACAAAUUGACCAAAUAAAUAUCGCCUUACCGUAUCUAUUUGCCCACGUACAGAAAUUUGACUUUUGCUUUUGUUUUCGUAAUGAUAUACAUCGUUUUUUUAUAUUUUAUGUUGUUUUCAGUUUCAUGACUGAAUUUUGUUGAUCUUGGUUUUUUCAAAUCUCCAUGAUUGCCUCAUCUUUUCAUUUUUUUCUGUUGUAUAUAUGUCUAUGAAAUCAUGUUGUUGAAAUAUUUCAUUUUUAAAAUUUAUCAUUACAGAGCGAUAUUAUAAACAUGCCAUGGCAUCAAAUAUUCCAUAUUACUGUUUUUGUUUUAAACAAUGUGUUUCUUUUAGAAAUAAUAUACAUGUACUUGUUUGAAAUAUUUUAUUUGCAUUGGCUGCUGUAGAUCGUUGCGUUAUGAGGGUGACCACAAUUCUAGUAUUUUUGUUAUAUGUCAUUUUGAAAUAAACCUUAGUUUUAGAAACUUGAAAGUACAUGUAUUAUUUUGGCCCUGUUUUGUAAGUCUACUAAAGGUACUGUGUUUUGAAAUCAUCUGUAUAGAGUCAAUAUAACAUCGCUUUUCUCUAUAUGGGUAAUGUGUGGACAUGUUAUUUUGGUUUUAAUAGAGAUUAAAACAUGCAUUGAUGAAAGUUAAAGUGCUUUGAGCGUUGAAAAGGAAUUUUUUUAAAUAAAUAAAUAAAUGCAACUGAGAAACACUGUGUAGCGGUUUUGGAGAUCUUGAAAGGGAUAUGCGGUUGAUAAGUCAAUUUCACUUGCAUAGUUACAGUAUUAUGUUUAGUGUUACUUAAAACAUACAUGUAUUCUGUUGUUUCGUUUUUCUCAUUCGUUUUUUUUUUUUAACGUGUCAUUAUUCUGUUCAUUAUAUGCCAGUGCCAUCAGAGUUUGGGCGGAAAGCAUUAAGAUUCCGUUUUUUUUAUCCACCCAUUCCCUCUUUCCCUCUUUCCCUCGUUCCAUUACAGAAUCUUGAGAUCAAUUUGUACUGGCUUUAACAUUUUUAAGGGUCAUAUAUUCAAGAGCCCAAUGUGCAUGAACAUAAUGUAAUUGUAUUGAAAUACCCAUCAAUAUAUUACCAAAACUCACAAUGUAUACAUUUUAAAAAUUAUUCUGUGACACCAUUAUAAACGAUUCAUUGCGUCACCUCAACCUUUGCUACAAAGAAUUGAAGUCUAGAGAUUGCCGGAUUACGUUGUCGUAAGGUUGAAGGUCUAAGUUGUAGAUUUCACAGAUAAAUUCUUUGGUAGAGAAAUUUUUUUGUUUUGUUAUUUACCAUUAAUCUUGAUUUACAUUGUGGUAAGUACGAUUCAAAGGUAACCAGAGAAUGACGAGGCACACCUUAUUGCUGGAGUUGUCGGUAGAUGAGUAUAUGACAACUCGCCUGCCCCCCAUGAAUUAAAAAUUGCCAGCUCUUUGGUCGGUAAAUUGGACACCCCCCCCCCCCCCCUUCUUCAAAAUGGUCUAGUAAUGCUUUGCCAUAAUAGUAUUUGGGAGGCGUAAUUGCUUAUACAGUACGCGUUAAACAAUAGUAGUUAGUAUACGAUUUUAUAUAGACUUAAACGGUUGACAAUGUAGAUGUAUUCAUGGAAAGUGGAAUUUGUGUUUCUUGCCCAACGAGAAUUUCUCUUUAACUCAUUUAAUGUUUUAAAAAUCAUCACUUGCCUGUCUCGUUUGUUGUGAAAGUAAGGUGAUAUCUUGUCAAUAAUAUUUAAUUCCACGGUAUUGAAGUUGUUUUUGUUGACAUGUAUGAUGUAUUUCUUGUAUUUUUGAAAUUUUUGUAGUUACCGGCAUUUCUUGUCCUUUGAAAGAACUUGUGCAAAUAUUUUUACUAUUAAACGCAUGCCAACGUAAACAUUUUUU